Linderina pennispora is the source of this 1922-nucleotide messenger RNA. RefSeq lists its product as uncharacterized. Gene Ontology annotation, biological process: maturation of SSU-rRNA from tricistronic rRNA transcript (SSU-rRNA, 5.8S rRNA, LSU-rRNA). The transcript has 2 exons. The coding region runs from base 1 to 1878 and encodes 625 amino acids. The record is from RefSeq and is a predicted model, not a curated record. NCBI's taxonomy places the organism in Eukaryota, Fungi, Kickxellomycota, Kickxellomycetes, Kickxellales, Kickxellaceae. Gene Ontology annotation, cellular component: nucleolus; small-subunit processome.
AUGGCUGGACACACAAAGAAGCGCUCGGGCAGGCGCACAGCAAAUGCUGUUGAAGAGACCGACAUGGAUAUCCGGAAGGCAUCGCGCAUCAUGGAGCAGGACUCGGAAGACGAGUUUAUUGCGUCGCGCGACAAGGUGCUUCUGGGCCACGACCGGCGGCUGGCACGGCACGAUGGCGGCAACGACAACGAGUCGGACGAGGAAGUCAUGGCAGUGAAAACAGCCAACCUGUCGUCUUCUGAAGAGUCCGAGGAGGGCGAGGAGGACGAGGAAGAUUUUUACAGCGGCGGUGAGGACGCCGAGCAGGAGCUGGAGGACGAGGAAGGGGCGUGGGGCAAGCAAAAGUACAACUACUACGACGCCGACGACAUCGGCACGGACACAGACGACGACGAGGCAGCGGCCAAGGAGGAAGAGGAGGAGGCGCUGCGGCUGCAGAAGAAGCAGCUCGAGGCCCUGGACGAGGCCGAUUUCAUUGACGAGCUGGGAGCCGAGCUGGGCGUGGACAUGGGCGGCGAGUCGCGCCUGGUCUCGUCAAUGGACGAUGGCAACGCGCAGAUCGACCUGGACCGCGUCUCUCUGGAUGUCUCUGGACAGUACGACCUGUCGACUGCCAAGCGUGCGGCGCUGCUGAAGCUGUCUGAGAAGGAGAAGCUCAAGAUCCUGCAGGCCGAGGCCCCGGAGCUUCUGGCGCUGUGCGGUGACGUGCAGAGCUACUGGCAGGAGGUACGCAGUGUCAAGCCCAGGCUGGAUCGCGCCCAGGAGCUGGGCGUGGGGGAGCACCCGGCGCUGGCGUUUUAUAUGGCCAAGUACCAGCUACUGAUGAGCUACCUGAAUAACGUUGCUGUGUAUCUGGUGCUGCGGGCGUCGGAGUCUGAGGCCCGCGGCGGUGUGCCGGUGCGCGACCACCCUGUGAUUGCCAGCCUGGUCGAGUUCCGUCGCCGCAUCGAAAUGAUGGAGGCCCUGGAGACGCGCCUGGCGCCUGUGCUGCGUCUGUUUGCCGACGAGCUGGCAUCCGGCGCUAUCGACGAUACAGAAGAGCCCAUGCAAGCAGCCGCAUCGCCCAGCAGUGACUCGGAGAUGUCGGAGCCCCUGCCCAAGCCCAAGAAGAGCGCCCAGAAGAAGAAGCAAAAGAAGCAGCAGGUGUUCCUGGAGGCAGCACCCAUUACCGACAGCUACGCGGAGCUGCAGGCAAUGCUGAAGCGCGAGAAGAAGAAGCAGAAGAAGCAGAAGCCAGUGGAGGAGGACUAUGGCGAGAUGGAGCACCUGGAGGAGGGCGAUGCCGAGGACAAGGCGCGGGCGAUCCGGCGACUGCGGCACCACGCGAAGCGCGUAGCACAGGCACACACGAAGCGCAGCAACAAGAGCACCUUGUCGGGCGACAUGGACCUGCCGUACCGCGAAAAGAAGCGCCUGGAGAAGCUGCGCUACGACGACGCGUCGGCAGCGGCGGCACGUGCCCAGGCCGACGAGUUUGGAUCGGACCUGGAGGAGGACCUGGGCGAGGCUCCCGAGGACGACUACUACCAGGCGGUGCAGCGCCAGCAGCAGGCGAAGAAGCAGGCGAAGAAGCAGGCCAAGGAGCAGGCGCUGCAGGCCAAGGUGCAGAUGAUGGUGGAGGCGAAUCGCGCCGAGGAGCAGGAUGUGGAGAUGGACCAGAAGCGCAAUGUCAACUACCAAAUCCUCAAGAACAAGGGCAUGAUGCCCAGGCGCACAAAGGAGCAGCGCAACCCGCGUGUCAAGCGCCGCAUGCGCUUCGAGCAGGCAAAGAAGAAGCUCAAGAGCUCUGUCGCCCAGGUGCGCAAGCAGGAGGGUUCCUAUGGCGGAGAAGCCACUGGUAUCAAGUCGAAUCUGUCGCGCAGCACCCGUCUUGGCUAAGUGUUUUUAUUCUUAUUGUUUACACCAUACUUCACUCACAACGG